GAGAAUUAGACUACGGUAUAGUAAAAUUAUUUUGUGUAAGCCUGGAUUAUGUCGACAAGAGUUCUCAGGAAACUUCAUGGACGUGAUGAUGAGUUGAAAAAUUUAGCAGCGUUAGCUGCUGUAGAAAGUUCUGAAGAAGAGGAUUCUUCUGAGCAAACUGAAAAACCAUCUCAAGAAAGAAGAAACCUAUUUGACUUGUUAAACGAUGAAAAUGAAGAUGUAGAAUCAGAUGAAUCAACGAAUAUUGACAAAGAUGAAAAUGUGAAUGAGAAUAUAGAAAAACCAACUCCAAUACAAACUGGUGCUAGGAAGAAAACAAAGAAGAAGAAAAAGAAUGUUGCAAAAAAGAAUAAAAAAGACGAAGAAGAAGACAUUGAAAAAGUUGUCAAUGAAAUUGCUCAAAUGGAAAACAACAAACCAAAUAGGGAUUUUUCUAACCACAGUGUCCAAGUGAAAAAAUAUAAAUAUGUAUUGACUGUUGAACACAGGUUUCUUAAUCCAGAUAACGAACUCAAAAGAAUAUUUGGUACUCGGACUCUACUGGAUGAUGCUAACUUCAGGCAAAGAAAUCGUGUAAAGACGUUAAAAGGAACUUGGCUGACUUCACCUACUUCAAAUUGGCCCAGAUUAACCAAAUGUGGAUUGAGUAUGACUUGCCUGGAAAAGUCACAGAAAUAUCAAUAUUUUACGUUCGAACAUAGCAAGGAAUAUCAAAAAGCGCAGUUUGAAUUUUUAGAUGCAGUCGACUCAUCUGACCACAAUCAAAUUGCGGAAGUUCUCAGACUAAAUAACUACCAUGUCGAUUCUUUGCUUGGAUUGAGUGAUGUUUGUAGGAUGAGUGACGAUACACAAAUGGCAAGAGAACUUAUAGAACGUGCUCUUUAUGCUUUGGAAAUGAAUUUUCAUUCUCAAUUCAACUUAGCUACAGGUACAUGCAGAUUACAGUAUAAACGACAGGAAAACAGAUGUCUUUUUCUUGCAUUAUAUCGGCAUCUUCAUUUCGUAUUUCAACGUGGAUGCGGUCGCACAGCACUUGAAUUAUCAAAGAUUCUUUUGAAUUUAGAUUCUGAUGAAGAUCCACUUUGCGUCUUAUUAUUCAUCGACUUCUUUGCUUUGCAAGCGGGAGAAUAUGACUUUCUUCUUCAGUUAUUUUCGGAAUGGGAGGGUCAUAAAAAUUUGUCACAGUUGCCAAACUUUGCAUACUCAGUAGCAAUGGCUAAUUUUGAAUUAUCCUCGGCCGGUAACAAGAAUUUUGAUAUGGCUGACACUUUGCUACAAGAUGCUUUGAUCAAGUUUCCCUCCGUUCUGAUGUUACUUUUGGAAAAAUGUUCAGUACAACCAGAUAAAAAAGUAUCAGGUCACAGCUUUUUUACAACGGAAGCUGAACAGACUUCACCAGCUGGCUUGAAAUUGCUUUGUAAUUUAUUUGUUGCAAGAAAUCAUUCUUUAUGGAAAUCACCCGAAGUUUUCUCCUGGUUGGAAAAAAAUGUUAAUAUUGUUCUUGACAAAGUUGAUGCGAAAGAUCCUGAAAUUGCUAAAUGGAGGCAAAGGAGGAAAAGAUAUCAGAAACCACCAAGAAAUAUUUAUCGAUAUGCAAUGAUUUGUGAAUUACCUGGAGUAAUUGAUCUUUUACCACCGGAGAUUCGUUUGGAACAGGUUUUUGGUCACGAUCCAUUGCCACCAGCAGAUGGAAUUAGAUCUUAUGAAAGACCAGAAAGGGCUCGUCGUGGAAGAACAGGAAACUCACUCGGAUUGUUUCUACACUCACUCAUGCCUCAAUUCGAUCCAUCACAAGAGACUGAGGAAGAAGGAGCAGCAGCGCUACAGCCUGGUCAAGCCGGAUUGCAUCAACAAUUCCAAGCUUUAAUGGUCGCCAUGAGAGAUAUGCUCGGAAAUUUAAACCUUCAAAGAGACGAUAAUGAAGAGGCACAAGAGCAGGAGGAAUUUUAUGAGGAUGAAUGGGACUAAAAUAUCUCACAAUUUUUUGCCUAAUUGCACUUAGCCCCUAUAUAUUUGGUGAUAGCCAAAUUCCAAUCACUGGUUUUCUAUAUGUCUUUGUUCUUAUGAGUUGAUACAAGAAAUAAAAUUUUGCAGGGCUAUAAGCAAAAUUGACAUGACUUGAUAAUGAUAAUGUAUGUUAUCUAAGUGAUUGUUCUGAAGUCUGUAAUUCAGAAAAUGAGAAAAUAUACGGUUGUUUACUUUCCAUUAUGAUUAUGUUAAAAGAAUCUUCACGUUUGGUGGUAUAUUUUAGCCCACAAAAAGCCUGUCAGUGAAUACAAAGAAUCAGUCAAACUCGGUUGUGUACCUAUGUAAAAUGGCACCCAUGGCAAAGUUUAAGAAUGUGCCCCUCUUGAUAGUUGGUUGACAGUCUAUGAUGACUGUUAUUGAAAUGAGAUAUUCAUUAGGUACUUUAUGAUUUGAGUAAAAAUAGGAGGUUGGGUCAUUUUCAAUUUAAAUAAUUUUAUUGAAAUAUUUUAAGAUUAAAACUUCUUGCCGUUUAUGCAGCCCUGUUCAAACGGUGCACAUGGCAAGAGCCAUGGCUGCCACACCCCAGAUGCGCCACUGGUUACCAUCAACAUUGACUAAUUACAUUGACUAUUUACAACACAUGCAACUCAGUAAUUGUAUGGAUUAUUGCCAAAUCCAACAUUUUUUUCCUGCUUUAUGUUGUAUAUAAAUAUCUCGACUGUGAAUUUGUGUGAUUUGGUGCAGUAGAAAUUAAUUUUAAUGAGGUUUGUGCAAUAAAUUGUGAGUGCUUUAUUUCCACGGCUUCCCAACAAA
This is a messenger RNA of Styela clava, 2781 nucleotides long. RefSeq names its product ribosome quality control complex subunit TCF25-like. Gene Ontology annotation, cellular component: RQC complex. NCBI's taxonomy places the organism in Eukaryota, Metazoa, Chordata, Ascidiacea, Stolidobranchia, Styelidae. The record is from RefSeq and is a predicted model, not a curated record.